ACACUAUAACAACAUUUGAACCCGCCACGCCAGAGCCAUAUUGCGGCAGCUAGUAUAAUCGGGAAAGAACUAAUGGCUCCAGAAGAUGAAACCGCUUUCAGCCUUGGUUAUUCUGUCACAUGCGGCGGACAAUCAGCCUAGUCUGAAAUCCUGCCUGUUCAGACCCAAAUAACGAGUAUAAGAUGGCACUCUUUCUCGCCGUAACGACUUAACAGUCCCCAGCCUUUGCCUCUAUGCGGUCUACCUGUUUUCUGAUACUGAAUAUCAAUCAUACAUGUUGAAACCCGGAAUUAUUUGACUACGAAAUGCCUGCUCAAGAGUAUAACAACAGUGAGUCCCUCAGGACCUCAACAGUUGGUUGUUCUGAAGAUUUAUUUCUUUCGGUUCCACCUAAUGUUUGCUCACUAGCCCCCUUGACUGCUGUCACUACCACAUCAACGAAGGAAAAGCGAUCCCAGCCAUGGAAAACCCACUGGCCACCUCAAAAGAAUAUCCCGGACCAGAAGGCCUACGGAUUCGCUAAGGGUGAAACUGUAGCAAUCUAUGGAAAUUGAGAGGGAAAGGAUCCCAGUCUUACUGAUGCUGUGAAGGGGGUCAAAUAAUGGUUGAUAGGCUGUGGAAUUAUAAUGAAUAACAGUUUGCUGCGGGGAUCAUCCAUACUGAUUCCUGGUUCAAGUUCUUCACAGUGACAGUUGUAUCAAACUUGGAAGUCG
Molecule: messenger RNA, 713 nt
Organism: Talaromyces stipitatus ATCC 10500
Lineage: Eukaryota; Fungi; Ascomycota; Eurotiomycetes; Eurotiales; Trichocomaceae
Exons: 2
Coding region: 306-554 (82 amino acids)
Source: RefSeq, a predicted model, not a curated record